This is a messenger RNA of Myotis davidii, 3021 nucleotides long. RefSeq names its product zinc finger protein OZF. NCBI's taxonomy places the organism in Eukaryota, Metazoa, Chordata, Mammalia, Chiroptera, Vespertilionidae. Gene Ontology annotation, molecular function: RNA polymerase II cis-regulatory region sequence-specific DNA binding; DNA-binding transcription factor activity. The record is from RefSeq and is a predicted model, not a curated record. Gene Ontology annotation, biological process: regulation of transcription by RNA polymerase II. Bases 369 to 1727 code for a protein of 452 amino acids. The transcript is spliced from 3 exons.
UGGAAGACGCAGUUGCAUUAUGGAUCAGGGUUUUAGCUGUGGCCACUUGCAUUUCCUAAUUUUGAGGAUUGGAGAGAGAGGUAAGAUUCAGGGAUGAUGUAAAGGUUUGGAUUUAGCAACUGAAGGAUUGAAAGCAUCAACUGAGAUGGGGAAAUUCAUAGUGGGAAAAGUUAUGUUCAUGAGGAAUAUAAAAUCUUUUAUUUUUCUCUAUUAAGUUAUGAGAUAUUUCAGAGAGCAGUUCAUGACCAUCUGGAACUCUGAGGAGUAGGUCACGAUGACGACUACUUAAAAAAAUAGCCAUCUAGACCAGGGAGGAGUUGAAGGUCACCUCCUUUUAUUGGAGGUAAAAGAGUAAUUCAAAAAAGGAUAUGGACUUUGAGGACGUGGCCAUUGCCUUUUCUGAGGAGGAGUGGGGGCUCCUUGAUGAGGCUCAGAGACUUCUGUACUGCGAUGUGAUGCUGGAAGUGUUUGCACUGGUCUCAUCUGUAGGUUGUUGGCAUAAAAUGGAUGAUGCGGAGGCCUGUUCUGAGGAGAGUUUAUCUGUACAAGGAGAGUCACAGGUCAGGGCAUCAAAGACAGAGCCAGCAACCCAGAGGACCCAUCUGUGUAAGCGGUGUUUCUCAGUGUUCAAAGACAUUCUGCACCUGACUGAGUCACAAGCAGCAGACUUUGAGCAGAAAGCCUUCUUCAGUGACGCAUGUGUGAGAGACUUCUGUUUCAGUGCAAACCCUCAACAGAAACAAAAGUUUUCCAGUGGAGAGAAGUCCUGGAAAGACGUCUUAGACAGGGCCUCCUUUGUGACCUGCUGCAGCUUCUAUUUACCUUCUAUGCCUUCAACCAGUAGGGAGGUUGGUUGGAAAGUCUUCCCAGACAUCUCAGAGCUUCUCCACCACCAAACCCCUCUCAACACUGAGGAGCCACACAAGGGCAGUGAGAUUUCACAGAACUAUGUUGGUGGAAAAAGUCUUCAGCAGACUUGUAACUAUGAGAAAUUUGGCAGCCGCUACCAGAAAGUUGUUCACCAUCAGGGUGCCUGCUCUGGAGAAGUGAAAUAUGAGUGUGACAAUUGUGGGAAAGUUUUUAAACGGAUCUUUCACCUCAUUCAACAUGGAAGAAUUCACACUAGAGAAAAGCCCUAUGAGUGUACUGAUUGUGGAAAAUCUUUUAGGAACUAUCGUAACCUCCUUAACCACAAGAGAGUUCACACUGGAGAAAAACCUUUUGAAUGUAGUGAUUGUGGGAAGUUCUUUGGACUAAAGUCUACACUCAUUCGACACCGCAAAGUUCAUACCGGAGAAAAGCCUUAUGAGUGUAGUGAUUGUGGGAAGUCCUUCAGGUUAAGCUCUCACCUCAAUGAACACAACCGUGUUCACACUGGAGAAAAACCCUAUGGGUGUACUGAUUGUGGAAAAUCUUUUAAGCAUAAUAGUACUCUCCUUAGCCACAAGAGAGUUCACACUGGAGAAAAACCUUUUGAAUGUAGUGAUUGUGGGAAGUUCUUUAGACGAAAGUUUACCCUCAAUCGACACUACAGAGUUCAUACCAGAGAAAAGCCUUAUGAGUGUAGUGAUUGUGGAAAGUCCUUUAAAGAAAUACAUUCGCUCAUGGAGCACCACAGAUGUCACACUGGAGAAAGGCCAUAUAAGUGUAGUAAAUGUGGGAAAUGUUUUAGAUGGAAACCUAACCUUUUUAGACAUCUGAGAAUUCACAUGGGAAAAAAGCCUUAAAUGUGCAGGGGACCUUUUAUCUUUCUCACUCUACAACACUAAAGGAGACUUUAAUCCUUUGGUCUGAAUAUAAACCCUUUUAUCUCAACAUACACUGUGCGAAAUUCCUCAUACAUUUGAGGUACAUGUGAGGCCUGAGGGAGCUGCAUUGCACUUGCUAACUUCUGAGGACUCCCACCUCAUUGCUGUCACUGCGAGUAUUCAGGAGGCUGAAGCGACCUCCUCUACCACCUGGCCCACCUGAAUGGUGUGCAUAGUUUUCUGCGGGCUCCGGGAAAAGGAAUUCUGUGUUCUCCCUUGUGCUUGAGAAAGUUAUGAAUUCUUCGAGCUCUUGGCUGUAUCUUCAAUCUUUUCUCUCUGACGUGAGAACUGACUUGACCCAGGUUUCAUCCAGAGCACCCAUCCUCAGCUAAGAAGUGCGACCUCUCUCGGGGACAUUUUGGACAUCACUUGAUGCUGUGGUGAAUCAUUUCAGGUUCAAAUUCACUAACAUGCAAACCUCUUACGUUCCUCUGCUCUGGUUUAUGAUCUUUUUUGGAAAGGGUUUUUCCUUUCAACCUUUAAUUUUGUUGGUUCUUUUGAUUCCUUGGGAUGACGGAAAGGAAAAUAGUCCUCUGUCAGCAUGGAGAGGUGAACAGAUAUGGUGGGUCCCAAACUUCUUGUGCUUUGGAAAGCACAGCAUGAUUUCAGAACAGCACUCUUUGUCCAAUAUUGGCUCAUUUUGUGUUGCUCACCAAGGCCCUGAGAGAAAGUGUGUAUGACUUUGUGGUUCUAAUCUGGUGCCUCUAUUAUUGGUUGUGUCAUGGUCACCCAGAAAAGGAGGCCUUUGUUGUGCUUCUGUGAACAAUAUGAAAAUUAGUCUCUGUUCACAGCAUUUAUUACAUAAUUCUCAGCAAUGUAUCAAGGGAUUCUUACCCCCAUGCUGUAAAGGAGCCAGGUAACAUGAUGUAUAAAAUGUCAUAGGCUGGUGCCAUUGGUUUUAAGACACUAAGGUUGAGAUUGAACCACAAUUAGGACAGAAACACUGUGUUCAUCGUGAGUGGAUAAGACUGGAGUAAAUUUCAUGAAAAGUGCUUCUUCUCAUCGUUAUCCACAAAUGGUCGGUGGGCUGUGGCUUGUGUGAUCUGUGUGUACAGACAUUCUCAGGACCUCCAUCACUGUCUCCUGUGGCUGAAAUAAUUGGCGGAAAAAAUAAUGUAAUAGUUGUUUGGAUUCCCCUCGCCCAUCUCGGAUGUUCACCUCAAGGUUUGCUCAACAGGCAAGACCUCCAAGCUAGAGGCAGGAUAAGCAUGUA